UCGAAUAUGCCUAGUACAGUCGAACACCUUGACAAUCGAUGGGUGCUAUUUCGAUUAGCGCAACUGACUUCCUGUCUCUCUGCGCCUGCGGAAUCUUCCUUUUUCUAGCGAUAACCGAGCGUGAAUGUCGCUGUGGUAAACAAAAUAUAAAUCGCAGACAUGGUGCGUAUGAACGUUCUCAGUGAUGCUCUCAAAUCGAUCAACAAUGCCGAGAAACGUGGCAAGAGGCAAGUCCUCCUUCGCCCCUGCUCGAAGGUGAUCGUCAAAUUCCUCACAGUCAUGAUGAAACAUGGCUACAUUGGUGAAUUUGAAAUUGUCGACGAUCAUCGUAGUGGAAAGGUUGUCGUUAACCUGUCCGGAAGGCUGAACAAAUGUGGCGUAAUCUCUCCCAGGUUCGACGUCCCAAUCACAGAUAUUGAAAAGUGGACCAACAAUCUACUGCCAUCUCGUCAGUUUGGAUAUGUUGUACUGACAACGAGUGGAGGUAUUAUGGAUCACGAAGAGGCAAGAAAAAAACAUCUUGGAGGCAAAAUCUUAGGAUUCUUCUUCUAAUUUUAAUUCACACAAAAAACAAAUGUGUCAACAACAUCAAGAACAACAAUUGUACAAAAGUAAGAUGUACAGAAAUCACACCAAGGCAUAAAUGCUGUUGAUACAACCAUAA
This is a messenger RNA of Athalia rosae (coleseed sawfly), 664 nucleotides long. RefSeq names its product 40S ribosomal protein S15Aa. Gene Ontology annotation, molecular function: structural constituent of ribosome. NCBI's taxonomy places the organism in Eukaryota, Metazoa, Arthropoda, Insecta, Hymenoptera, Athaliidae. Gene Ontology annotation, cellular component: cytosolic small ribosomal subunit; ribosome. The record is from RefSeq and is a predicted model, not a curated record. The coding region runs from base 160 to 552 and encodes 130 amino acids. Gene Ontology annotation, biological process: translation. The transcript is spliced from 4 exons.